This is a messenger RNA of Exaiptasia diaphana, 1061 nucleotides long. RefSeq names its product CD63 antigen. The record is from RefSeq and is a predicted model, not a curated record. NCBI's taxonomy places the organism in Eukaryota, Metazoa, Cnidaria, Anthozoa, Actiniaria, Aiptasiidae. Gene Ontology annotation, cellular component: membrane.
CUUCUUCAACUUUCUUUUCGUGGUAUUUGGUAUCAUUCUUCUUGGUAUCGGCAUUUGGGGAGAGGCCACUAACAACGAAUAUGGAAAAAUAGACUUUGUUAAAGAGUAUGAAGUGACAAGUGGUCCAAGACUUUUGAUAGCUAUUGCAGUUUUUGUCAUUGUGAUAUCAUUCCUUGGAUGUUGUGGAGCUUGGAAAGAAAAUAAAUGUAUGCUGUGUACUUUCGUCAUUUUGUUAGCUGUUCUGCUAAUACUGGAGAUUGCAGCCGCUGCAUUGGCUUACAARCACAAAGAUGAGUUCAAAAAUGAGUUGAAUAAAGCAUUGAAGAAGAAAAUUGAUGGCUACAGAGCAUCGAACAAAACUAAUGAUGUUGACGACGCCCAAGAAAAGUUGAAGUGUUGUGGAAUUAAUUCGUACAAGGACUGGAACUCAACCGCAUUCAAUAAAGGAGGACAGGGAAACCUCCCGGAUUCCUGCUGCAAAAAGGUGUCCAGUGGCUGCGGAAAGGGUGCCUUUCCAAACUCUCGAAUGAUUUCAACAAAAUUUUGUCUGCAACUGGUGGAAUUGCUAUUGCUAUCCUCGUCAUUCAGAUUCUUGGAAUAAUCUUUGGAUUGAUUCUCUUCUGUCAAGUGCGCAACAAUCAAGACGUGAAAGAAAUACAUUGAAACUGGAAUGAUUUUUUUCAAGUAAUGGUCGAGAUAACUUCUUUAAACGAAAAUGCAAUAGUUAUAUAAACGAAAAUGUAAUAGUUAUAAGCUACAAUAGCAAUCAUUUAGGGUUUUAACAAUAUCCCAUAGAUUACUCAGUAUGUUCAAGGACUCACUAUCCAAUGGCMCAGGCUCUUAUUCCAUCGAGACGUCCUUGCAAAACGCUUGGCCAAUGAGUUGUCAUUCUUCACGGUUCCUCUUUUUUAUACACUUACAACAUAAGGAUUGUCUUCAUCAACUUUAAUCAAUAGUAUUCCCUCAUUAUUCAAAAAAGWCCUAAACGUAACAUUGAAUUGCAAUUUCAGUUAGGGGAAAUGGUUUAAUAUUAAUAAAAAAAUUUAGCUUUUAACUUUUUU